Molecule: messenger RNA, 752 nt
Organism: Quercus lobata
Lineage: Eukaryota; Viridiplantae; Streptophyta; Magnoliopsida; Fagales; Fagaceae
Product: small ubiquitin-related modifier 1-like
Exons: 3
Coding region: 116-448 (110 amino acids)
Molecular function (GO): protein binding
Source: RefSeq, a predicted model, not a curated record
UGUAUUGGCGGAGAGAGAGAGAGAACAGAAAAAGCAAAACCCACAAAAGGGAUUCUGAGAUUGACAGAUUGAGAGAGAGUUCUGAGUGGUUUAAAAGAGAGUGAGAAUUGUGAAGAUGUCUGCAACGGUAGGAGGUGGCGGUACUGGUGUUGGUACAGGAGGACAAGAGGAAGACAAGAAACCUAUGGAUCAGUCUGCACACAUUAAUCUCAAAGUCAAAGGCCAGGAUGGUAAUGAGGUGUUCUUUAGGAUCAAACGAAGCACCCAGCUUCGGAAACUCAUGACUGCAUACUGUGAACGUCAGUCUGUGGAGUUCAACUCCAUUGCAUUCUUGUUUGAUGGGCGAAGACUCCGGGGAGAACAGAGCCCAGAUGAGCUUGAGAUGGAGGAUGGUGAUGAGAUUGACGCAAUGCUUCACCAAACUGGAGGCGGGAACAGGUGCCCUUAACUUCAAACAACAUGGCAGAUGUGAAGUACAAAUUUUCUUAUUUUGCUUUGCAAUCAAAAUAUUACUGUAAUUAGAAAUGGAUCUAAUGAGCUGGAAAUGUUGAAGUUGAGGUCAUGUGUACCGAUGAUACUUUCUACUUUUUAGUGUGACGUUUAAUGCGUGGUUAUUGCCUUCGGACUCUAACUGCCGCUAGCAGUUUUGGAGUUGGCAUGUCCUUGUAAGUGUGUCUCCAUAAAAAAAAAAGGUCUUCGGAUGCUACAUUAUGUUCUAUAUUUAGUACUUUGAUAUUAAUUCCCUAAUGUCU